Messenger RNA from Sinocyclocheilus rhinocerous, 1750 nucleotides. RefSeq names its product vascular endothelial growth factor A-A-like. Lineage: Eukaryota; Metazoa; Chordata; Actinopteri; Cypriniformes; Cyprinidae. Gene Ontology annotation, biological process: positive regulation of mast cell chemotaxis; vascular endothelial growth factor receptor signaling pathway; response to hypoxia. The coding region runs from base 602 to 1354 and encodes 250 amino acids. The transcript is spliced from 8 exons. Gene Ontology annotation, molecular function: growth factor activity; chemoattractant activity; vascular endothelial growth factor receptor binding. Gene Ontology annotation, cellular component: membrane. The record is from RefSeq and is a predicted model, not a curated record.
UGAACUGACCGACAGCUGAAGCUGUUCGUUAAAACCGGGCAUCGGCGGCGUCCGUGAACAUUCAUAACGGCAAGAGGGAGAACUUGAGAAUCAAGACGACAAAUCCAACAGGAAGCGGAAUUAAAGCAACCUUCAUUCGUAGGGACUAGAAGUGCGCUCGGAUUUUGCAUUCUUAUCUCAGCGCCUUUGUGUUCUCUCUGGUGUCACUGUGCGCUCCACUAAUAAUAUACAGUGUCGGCAAUACUCAGAUUUGUAUCAGAGAGCGAGUUUCUGAUCCACUCUGCGUCCCAUUCCCAAUGAACGCAACGCACUUGGAGACUGGCGGCAGGCUAAGCAUGGGAUUACUUUUGUGAUGUGGAUUGUAAUAGCCCUGGAAGAGAAAUUUGAUUUACUUCUCAACAAUGUGAGAGGACCUGCGUCCUGGAUUCUCAUAUUUCUGGAUAUUCUGAAAAUAAUCGGCAACAGCUGAGAGACGCUAUAACAUACUUGCCGUGGAUCUCAAUCUCUCUCUCUCUCUCAGGUGUCUGCAUGCGUGUUUUGGGACCAACAUGGGAUUCUUGUUGCCCUAUAGGUCGGACCCCUUGUGAAGAAGCCUUUACCCAUGUCUAACUUGCUUUCUGAGACCUUUACCAAUGCGUUUGCUAAAGUCCGCCUAUCAUCGGAUAGGGUUUUAAAAAGAUUUAUUCGCCUUAUAAAUUCAAUCAUGAACUUUGCCGUUCGCGUGCUCCAGUUAUUUCUUGUGACGCUUCUGUAUUUUUCAGCUGUCAAGAGUGCCUACAUACCCAGGGAGGAAGGCAGAAGCACAUAUGACGUGGUGCCAUUCAUGGAAGUGUAUAACAAGUCUCUCUGCCGUCCUCGGGAAGUGCUGGUGGAAAUUCAACAGGAAUACCCUGAUGACACCGAGCACAUCUUCAUCCCGUCCUGUGUGGUUCUCACCCGCUGUGCUGGAUGCUGCAACGAUGAGAUGAUGGAAUGCACCCCUAUCGUCACAUACAACAUUACCUUGGAGAUUAAAAGAGUGAAACCGCUCCGUAAUCAGGUUGACUUUUUCAUGAGUUUUGCAGAACACCGUGAAUGCCAGUGUCGGGUGAAAAAAGAUAUUCUGGAGAAAAGAGAAAAAAAACCCCGGAAGGGCAAAGGCCAAAAGCGAAAGAGAAAGAAAAACCGUGAAAAAAAGCGGGAUUUUAGUCAGUGUGAGCCUUGCUGUUCUUCGUGCUCUGAAAGGAGAAGAAGGUUGUUUGUUCAAGACCCCGAGACGUGUCAGUGCUCCUGUAAACACUCUGAAGCCGACUGCAGGUCUAGACAACUAGAACUCAACGAAAGGAACUGCAGAUGUGACAAACCAAGGAGGUGAACCGAACCGAACUUGAGAAUGGACUCUGACAUGAAGGAAUAUUUCACAAUAAUUCACAGCACUUUGAACUUUCAGCUUUGAACUUUGCUCUCAUUUUUCCGUCCCGGAGAUAUUGAGCGAAUGAAGUGAAGGGGUUCGGGGGAGGUGGGGGGUUGACAGUCAAUGAAAUGUUCUCUCUGUAUAUGUUCAUGAUUUUCAUGCGUGUGCGUUAAGCGAAGCGAGAGACUGAAGGCACAGGAUUUGAAUUGCUGCUAAAGGGUCUUCGGAAAAGACCUGCGUAAACGUUUCUGAUCUCGGCUGGCGUGUGCGUAAAGUCGUACUCAAAAUCACUCAAUGAGACACAUCACUGGAUUUGGGUCUGCUGUGCAGUUUUUCAUGUGAAUCUAAAGUGCAAAC